This is a messenger RNA of Nerophis ophidion (straightnose pipefish), 1501 nucleotides long. RefSeq names its product sarcoglycan, delta (dystrophin-associated glycoprotein) (gene sgcd). Lineage: Eukaryota; Metazoa; Chordata; Actinopteri; Syngnathiformes; Syngnathidae. The record is from RefSeq and is a predicted model, not a curated record. Bases 300 to 1184 code for a protein of 294 amino acids. The transcript is spliced from 9 exons. Gene Ontology annotation, cellular component: sarcoglycan complex; sarcolemma. Gene Ontology annotation, biological process: cardiac muscle tissue development; heart contraction.
AGAAAAAAAGAAGGAACAGCGAGACAGUCGGGUCACGGGCGUCCACAAAGCGUCCAGGAAACAGUCCUCACUCAGGGCCAGAAAAGGCAAGGGAGGGGGUGGUUAUUAUUGGAAAAGCUGACAAGAGAGCAGCCAGCAAAGACGAGGAGAAGCGAAGACAGGACGCCGCUGCAGACUUUUAAAGCCCCCAGUCCUAUUUUUAAUCACACGUCCACUUGGGACGCUCGCAAGGGAGGACUAAUAUUGAGAGGAGUUAACAGGAAAGAGGCAAACAAAAACAAACAAAACAGGAGGAAGUCAUGAUGACCCAGGAACAGUGCAGUCAUAGGAACAAUGUCCAGACUUCAGACAAACCACAAGUGUACAAAGUGGGAAUCUACGGCUGGAGGAAACGCUGCCUUUACUUCUUCGUGCUGCUGCUGAUGAUCCUCAUCCUCAUCAACCUGGCACUCACCAUCUGGAUCCUUAAGGUCAUGAACUUCACCAUCGACGGCAUGGGCAGCCUCAGAAUAACAGAGAAGGGCAUCAAACUGGAGGGGGACUCGGAGUUCCUACAACCGCUCUAUGCCAAAGAAAUCCAGUCUAAGCCGGGUCGCCCUCUGCUCCUGCAGUCGUCCAGAAACGUGUCGGUCAACGUCGUCAACAGCAACAACCAGCUGCUAACGCAACUCGUCACAGGAUCCAGCGGGUUUAAGGCGCGAGGCAAAAUGUUCGAGGUCAAAUCCACGUCCGGGAAGCUCCUUUUCUCGGCCGACGAGCAGGAGGUGGUGGUGGGCGCCGAGAGGCUCAGAGUGAUGGGGGCGGAAGGAGCCGUGUUCAGCAAGUCCGUGGAGACGCCGCAUGUCAGAGCCGAGCCGUUCAAAGAGCUGCGGCUGGAGUCGCCCACUCGCUCCCUGCUAAUGGAGGCCCCCAAAGGCAUCCAGAUCCUGGCCGAAGCCGGAGACAUCCAAGCCAUCUGCAGGAACGAGCUGCGACUGGAGUCCAAAGACGGAGAGAUCUCUCUGGACGCCCGCAGGAUUCGCCUGAUGCGCCUGCCUGAGGGCAAGGCCUCAUCUGGCAGCUCCUCGUCCUCCGGCACCAGGCAGAUGGUCUACGAGGUCUGCGUUUGCCCCAACGGGAGACUUUACCUCUCGCAGGCCGGGACGGGCUCCACCUGCCAAAUCAGCGACAGCGUCUGCCUCUAGGACUGAGCCCUCAGCCAAUCAGGAACACUCGCAGAACGGGAGGAAGAACUCCAACUAAACAAAGAGAACCGCGAGAGACGCUCUGUUGAGAAAGGGAAACUGUGCCUGUGCCUUACGUCGACGCACUUGUGGCAAAAAGAAGAAGAAGCACAUCACCCGUAUCCCCCAAACCCCCGUCCUCCCUUUCCUUUCGGCAGCCACAUGACCGCAAUUUUUGUUUCUUGCUGGGUGUUUUUUUUUGUGUGUGUGUUUUUUUCCUGUGUGAAUGCAAAUACCUCUUUGUUUUGACCCAAUAAAUGUCUACAAAGAACCCCAAA